AUGGCUGCCGUUACUCCCAAUAGAUUUAAUCCGGGAGGCCUUAGGGGUGUGAGGAAACCUCCAACCACUGAAGAGUGGGAGAAAUUCUCCGAUUUUGAAAAGGAUCAGAAACGAGGGGAGGAAUGGAUGAAUCGCGUUUAUGGAUGGAACAUCAAUGCGGCCGCCGACACUUUGCCCAUUUCUAGAUGGAUCCCGGACAAGCUUUUAGGGAAGGGCAUUGCGGUCUUCAAGAAGGGGCGUACCGAGGACCAUGGUCAUAUUAUACGUUAUCAGAGAGUUGUUGUAAAACAAGCAUCCAGUGCUCAAGCAAAAGCAAGGCUACAAAAUGGUGCGUCCAUUCUCGAUCACGUACGAGAACCUCAUGGUCGCGAUGCCGAUCAUAUAAUUCUACCGACUAGGCCAUACGAAGAAGACGCGGGUACUGGUGCGGAUGAUAACUUCGAUCCUGCGUAUGUUUACGAGUUUGCCCCUGAAACAGUUGGAAGGACAUACACAACCUAUUAUGACCAAGGAAAUCUCAAUCAGUGGCUAGAGAACAAUUUUGCCGAACAAUAUCUUUCAGAGAAUGAUCUAUGGAGCGUUAUGGGUUGUAUGGCGAAGAUCUGUAUGAGACUAGAGCACGGUCAUACGGAAGAUGCAAAUCAUCGAGGCCGAGAACAAUAUCAAUCAGUUGUUCAUCUCGAUAUAAGACCGGAAAGUAUAUUUUGUAAAAUGGCUGUUAGCAGAGAGCAUGACAGUACUGGCACAAUGUUUUUACUUGGGAAAUUCGAAAAUGCAGCAGUAGUUCCCAGCGACCCUAUGGAUAAAAUUUGGAUGUUUCGUAUCCGAGGACGUGCUGAUCCAAAGUGGGCAACUCCGGAGCAAAAAUAUCCCGGCAUGGAGGGACGUAGCAUUGGUACACCUUGUAAUAUUUUUGGAAUAGGUGCGCUGCUAUAUUACAUGAUAACAGGAAGAGAACUCGGGGAAAGUGCUUGGAACAUCGGCAUCUCCGACUCGCCUACUGAUCAAGGGCUGAAGCUUCAUUUUGGUGCAGAUCUAAUAACAGAGCCUAUCGCAACACAACAGGAGUAUUCGAAAACGCUUAUUCGGACAAUUCUACAAUGCCUCUCAUAUCACCCCAGGGAUCGAAUUGAUGCAAAGGAACUCCAAGCAUUGAGUGGCAAGGCAUUGAACCUCGUUGACAGACAACGUUUGCCAGGAGAAGUGCGAUAUAAUCCGGGUGAUCCCGCCGUAAUUCUUGAACCACAGGAAGAAUUGCAACCUAAUGACUACACUCCCUCAGAUCUGAGCCUCAAGGUAUACAAGCCGCCCGCAGAUCAGCCUGAGACGUUGCGAGCCAGAGCAGAUAAAUGGCUUAAACGCUUCUUCCUAUUUCCCGACAGCGCGAAGAGUCAAGAAGCGAGAGAGAAACAACGAUUGGAAUAUGAGAGACAAGUCGAGAUGCAGAGACAAGCAGAGGCCGCAGAAGCAGCCAGAAAGCAGUUACUGAUUGAUAUUGAGGCUGCUGAAGCAGAGGAAAUCCGUCUUCAAAUUGAAGAGGAGGAAGAAGAAGACCGUAGAAUAGCCAAACAACGUGCAGAGAAGAGAGCUAAAAUAGCUGCGGAAAUGGCACGAAAGAGGGCAGCCGUUAGUGGUAAAGAGGGAGAACAGACACUACUACCUCAAAAUGUUCGUAAACGUGAUCGAUCUCCUGAGCCUGUUGAAGAGAGAAGCCGUAAAAGAGCCCGUUCUGCAUCACCUGUCAGAGCGAAUACCCCAGAAAUAGCUGCGGGUCACGAAGAUAGUGCUCAACCAAUGGAUGUUGAUAGCAAUAAAGACAAGAAUAUUCCACCACCGGGGGAUACGGACAAACCUUCUGGAGCUUCAAAAUCUCCAGUAAGAGCCCAGCCUUCCGAAUUUGAUUUGGAUCCAAACAUAGAUAUUGAAGAAGACCCGCGAAUACGCGGCGAUCCUUCUUUCCAAGUUAACUAUGCUGGCAUAAACACCACCGUAGAGAAACUUGACAAUGACCCCACUUUUUGGAAGGAUCGGGCUUGGUGGAAGGGUAAUCUCUUUGAGAAAGCGAAUCUUCCGCCAGAGGGCAAAGCCUUUUAUGAUUUGAUCCAUAGUACGCACGGGAAAAUACCACAAGCAUUUUCAUGGUCAGCUCAAGCAUUGGCAUUGCGGAAGAGGGCAAAGGAGAAUCAGGAACAAGACAAGAAGGAGAAACAAGAGAAAGAGAAACAAGAGAAGGAGAAACAAGAGAAGGAGAAACAAGAGAAGGAGAAACAAGAGAAGGAGAAACAAGAGAGGGAAAGACAAGAGAGGGAAGAGGCCAAAGCCAAAGAGGAAGAGGAAGCGAGUGAGAGGCGAGCCUUUUGGGACAGAAUAAUGGGGCGAGACAGUCAAAGAAAUCAACAAAAUAGGCAGGAUACGCGAGACCCUGAUGAAAUAAGGGCAGCUGAAGCCAAGAAGAAAAGACAGAAUCCACGACUCGAUUGGCGAAUUGCUGUUGAUACUGAAUACAAAAUUUUCUUCAACAAUAUGACAUAUCUUGCUCGAGAUCUUGAGUAUAUGUCAAAGCGAUUUCCGUGGGAAGAUUAUGCUUGGUGGGAAGGCGCUCUUAUGAAGAAGAAUGAACUUCCUCUUGCGGGCUGGCAAUAUUAUCGAGACUUGGAAGAACAGGGAAUAUACCUUGUGGCGCAUGGAGGAAGCGAUGAAGAAACAAGACAGGAGUUGCAAACGGUAUCGGAAAUGAUACGUAAAUUCGACGAAAAACAGGGCAAAAAAGAUGGACAUUUGGGUUUAAUUAAUCCUCCUCUUGGUGGCGCAGCGAGAGGCAUGUAUGAUGAUUACAAAUCGCCUGGUACUCGUAAAAGUCGGGACGUCUCGGCUGGUUUGGACAUGGCUGGGCCGGAAUAUUGGAGAGUUUACAAUAAAUCACAUAGUGAAGGCUAUGAUGAUCAAGAUUCCGAUGACUCUUUGCAGGAGGUAUCCCCUCCACCAGCAAAUGCUCGCUCUCGCACACCCCCUCGAGAACCUCGUUACAUGAUUGCGCCACAAGGACCAAAAGCACCAAAAGCACGAAAAGCACCAAAAUCAUCAAAAGCACCAAAAGCAUCAUCAGGUAAACCUACUGCGUGGUUCUGCCCGUACUGUAAUGAAAAAGAUGGUGGUUAUGUGCAAAAACAGUCAUGUGCAAGCCAUAUAGCAAACAAACACAAGACGAAAAGAGGAGGACCCAAGACCACCCCAUUUGUUCCUAAGGGUGCUGGUCGAAGAGCUGUUGCCCCCCCAGCGUAUUACCCUAGUUCUUAUUAUGAUGUCGAGGCUUAA
This is a messenger RNA of Botrytis fragariae, 3315 nucleotides long. RefSeq lists its product as uncharacterized. Bases 1 to 3315 code for a protein of 1104 amino acids. The transcript has 5 exons. The record is from RefSeq and is a predicted model, not a curated record. NCBI's taxonomy places the organism in Eukaryota, Fungi, Ascomycota, Leotiomycetes, Helotiales, Sclerotiniaceae. Gene Ontology annotation, biological process: protein phosphorylation. Gene Ontology annotation, molecular function: protein kinase activity; ATP binding.